CCCCGAGGGGCCCGCGCGGCCGCCCCGAGCCCGGGUCCAGCCCUCUCCCCGCAGAGGCGCGAUUGACCUUCCGGUCCCGAAGAGCUGGCCUGACAUCUUCUGGCUCCCGCUCUGCAAGUUCUUGCUUUUCCAAACCUAGAGGGCAGUGCAUGAAGCCUUGGGCCAUCAACCAUGCUCCAGACUGUGUUGUCCCAGGGCUUGAGGAGGAGCCUGUUGUUUCAGAAGCCAGUGACCUUUGAGGACGUGGCCGUGUACUUCACCCAAAAUGAAUGGGCCAGCCUGGACCCUGCGCAGAGGGUCUUGUACAGGGAGGUGAUGCUGGAGAAUUAUGCAAAUGUGGCUUCCCUGGGACUCCCCUCUUCCCUGAUUCUUGGUGGGGACUUUACUGUGAGGGGCUUUGCUCUGGGUACAGAGAGAUCUGAGAAGGUUCCUGGUGCCCCACUUUCAUUCCUUCAGUCUUUCAUUUCCCUGGAGGAGACCUUGGCCCCACCUCUAUGUCAGCAUUUCCAUUCCCCAAACCAGAUCUGAUAUUCCAGCUGGAACAAGGGGAAGCACCAAGGGGCCUGGAUCCCUGGACAUGUGUCGGGGGAGAAUCCCUGAAAGACAUGUGUGCAGGUGGUAAAACCAAAACUAAGAAUGAGGAAAGAACUCCAAACCUGAACAUUUCUGAAGAAUCAGAGUCUCACAGACUAAUAGUGGAGAGGUUGCUGAUGGACAUUCCCCAGCACCCUCACUUCAAGGACAGUUUAGAGAAAUUGCAACUGUAUGAGACAGGGAAGAAAACAAACUCAAAGAAAGCAGAUUGCACAGAUUUGACAGUCCAGGAUAAUAAAUGCUCCACCAAGGAAAAAGAGGAGAUAGCCAGGAAAUUGGAAGGAAGCAGUAGUGUCAAUACACAUCUCAUUACAAAGGAGGGCCUUCCUAAAGAACAGUUGUUUUAUAAAUGUGGUGAAUGUGGCAGUUAUUUCAACCCACAUUCAGAUCUUCACCAGCAUCAGAGAACUCACACUGAUGAGAAGCCCUACAAAUGCAAAGAAUGUGGAAAAGCCUUCAGAUAUAACUCAAAACUGUCACGGCACCAGAAAAUCCACACUGGGGAGAAACCGUACUCAUGUAAGGAAUGUGGACAAGCCUUCAGUCAAAAUUCCCAUCUUCUUCAGCAUCAGAAACUCCAUGGUGGAGAGAGGCCCUAUGAAUGUACAGACUGUGGGAAAACCUUCAGCUACAACUCAAAACUGAUUCGCCAUCAGAGAAUCCACACUGGGGAGAAGCCCUUUAAAUGUAAGGAAUGUGGGAAGGCGUUCAGGUGUAGCUAUGAUUGCAUUAUCCAUGAGCGAAUUCACACUGGGGAGAAACCCUUUGAAUGUAAGGAGUGUGGGAAAAGUUAUAGCUCCAAUUCAGUCCUGAUUCAGCAUCAGCGAAUCCACACUGGGGAGAAACCUUAUGAAUGUAAAGAGUGUGGCAAGGCCUUCCAUCGUAGUUCAGUAUUUCUUCAGCACCGGAGGUUCCACACUGGGGAAAAACUCUACAAAUGUGAUGAAUGUUGGAAAACUUUCAGUUGUAGCUCCCGCUUCAUAGUGCAUCAGAGAAUCCACACUGGAGAGAAACCUUAUGAGUGCCAGGAGUGUGGGAAGAUGUUCAAUCAGAAGAUCACCCUGAUUCAGCAUCAGCGAGUUCACACAGGAGAGAAACCUUACACAUGUAAGGAGUGUGGGAAAGCCUUUAAAUGGAGUGCAAGUUUCAUUCAGCAUCAGAGGUUGCAUACCAAGAAGAAACCAGUCCAAGUAACAGGGCCAUCCACAGUAAAGCCCCACUGCCCCUCAGCAGUCCUCUCCUCUCUGCUUCCCCAGCAUGUGUGCUCUGCCCCAGCCCCACCAGGACCUCCCCUGUCUUCUCCACAUGCAGUGCUACUUCCUCCUUCUCUGCCUCUCUUCCUUCUAUUCCCUUCAUCUGAAAUGGCCAGCUCUUCACCUGUCCAAAUAGUGCAUUUUUUUCAGGAUCUUACUUCUCUUGGGAAGUCAUCCCCUUGUAGCCUGAAUCCUUUGUCUCACUCCCCAUGAGCCCCAUCAUGUUCUCAAUUCCCAUUGCUUCUUGAAUUAUUAGGGUUUCCACUGGACUCCUCAUUAUGUCUUUAUUGAUAUUCUUCUCCCCUUGUGUAAGUUAUUACUGUUUUCCCACCUCCCUUUUAAGUUCUCACACUUAAGGACCAUGUUUGAUUACUCUCUUUUAUCUUCUGGGUAAGAAAUGGAAGUAUUUGUUCUUUAUAGUGUCCAGUUUUAGCCUAUACCUUCAGUCUGCAUCUGCUUUCUGUGACUAUUGGAGUUGGAAGAGGUUGCAGAACAUUUUGUGUUUUAGGGGAUAUGGCAUUAUGAUGAGAUGGGCCAUUGUAAUUAGAGAUAAAGGAGAAGUGAAAAGCCCAUGGGAGGAGAUAAUCAGAAAAAGUAUCCAAUGAUUGCUUUCAGGAUUUAAGGAGGGCCAUUUGGCAGGUCAGUGGCAAGGCUCACUGUGGGGAGAAUCUUAGCCUUGGAAUUUUUUAUUACCUUGAUAGUGAACAUUACAAGAGUCUUGUGUAAGUAUGCAAUCAACCAAAUAUUCAGUGAAAAGAUUAUGAAGUGAUGAGUAGGCAUUGACAGCAAUAAUGUAAAAUUAUGUCUUUAAACUUGAUUGGAAGGGGAUGUAGUUUUCUGUUUGGGUUUGUUUGUUUGUUUUUUGUUUUUUCUAUUCCUAUACAUAUUUUUGCUUAAUUUCAAUACCCACUUAAAUAUGAAGGUGCAAAAAGUGACUUGGGCUUGUGAAGUUUAGGGUAGGUGCCUAAGUGUAGUAAUGUCUAAAAUUAUAUACAGAGUGAACUUAGUGGUAUCGCACUGGUAAACAUCAGAGGCGAGGAAAAGAGAACCCAAACCAUAACUUGCUGUAGCUCUUGCUUCAGAAGUGAGUCCAUUCCUGAUGAGUUACUAUACAGAUACUUGGACGUGUUCUCUUACCUACUCUGGAUUCUCCAGUGAUUUAAGUCUAAAUUUGUGAUUGGUAGUACUUUUAAGUAAAUUUUAU
Messenger RNA from Galeopterus variegatus (Sunda flying lemur), 3051 nucleotides. RefSeq names its product zinc finger protein 619 (gene ZNF619). Lineage: Eukaryota; Metazoa; Chordata; Mammalia; Dermoptera; Cynocephalidae. Gene Ontology annotation, biological process: negative regulation of transcription by RNA polymerase II. Gene Ontology annotation, molecular function: DNA-binding transcription repressor activity, RNA polymerase II-specific. The coding region runs from base 495 to 2060 and encodes 521 amino acids. The transcript is spliced from 6 exons. The record is from RefSeq and is a predicted model, not a curated record.